Messenger RNA from Aspergillus novofumigatus IBT 16806, 1402 nucleotides. RefSeq names its product putative ribosomal small subunit assembly protein. Gene Ontology annotation, molecular function: nucleic acid binding. Lineage: Eukaryota; Fungi; Ascomycota; Eurotiomycetes; Eurotiales; Aspergillaceae. The record is from RefSeq and is a predicted model, not a curated record. Gene Ontology annotation, biological process: rRNA processing; ribosomal small subunit assembly. The transcript has 2 exons. Gene Ontology annotation, cellular component: CURI complex; UTP-C complex. The coding region runs from base 105 to 1022 and encodes 305 amino acids.
GCUAGAGCAAAACUUCUCAGUAACCAAAAAGAAGGUAUUUCUUCGCCGCGCAAAUAUUUCAUUCGUAGCGACAGCCGGUCGCACAUAUUCCUCAGACUGCCAAAAUGAAGAAGCAGUCUCUUGAGAUAGCGGGUUACGCAAUCCUCCCUGUUCAACUCCCCGAAACACGAGCGUUUCCAAAGCCUGCAACACAUUACCUCUACCUCCGGCCUCACGAACCUCGCAUUCCGGACGCCGAUUCUCCCCGUUCUCUUUUCGUCGUCAAUGUGCCGAUAGACACAACCGAGCUACAUCUGCGCCACCUGUUCGGUACGCAGCUCUCCGCGGGUCGAGUCGAAAAAGUUCAUUUCGAGGGAGUCCCGACAAAGAAAGGUUCCGUGUCCAUUACACAGGGAAGCGUCUCGAAAAGCAGGAAGCGAAAGAGGGUUACGACAGACGAACUGCAGGACCAACUCGACGACAUUUCGUUACCAUCAACAUGGGACAGGGAAUUGCAGAAGAGCGGUGCUCACGCCGUUGUGGUCUUCGCGGACAAGUCGAGCAUGGAAGCCAGUCUGAAAGCUGCGACCAAAGCCGCGAAGAAGGGCGCCAAGAUCGUUUGGGGUGAAGGCAUCGAGGAUAGAUUACCUGUGCUGGGACUCCAGCGGUAUCUCAACCAUUGUCAGGCCAGCUACCCGAAUCGGGCUGACCUGCUUCGCACGGUGAACGACUUCAUGACUGUGUUUACGCAGGUUGCGGAGGCCCGUAAGCGUGAGGAGACUCGCAGGGCUCAGGAGCCGGACGAGGAUGGAUUCAUUACUGUCACGAGUGGGCCGAAGCUUACGUCUAUUGCGCAUGAAGAAGAGGCUCGGGCACUUGUUGAGAAGCAGAAGAAGAAGCAGGAGGGUCUGGAGGACUUCUACCGGUUCCAGUCGCGUGAGAAGAGGAAGGAGAGGCAGAACCAGUUGCUGAAGAGGUUUGAUGAGGACCGGAAGAAAUUGGAAGAAAUGAAGAGACGCAAGGGGAAGAUUAGGCCUGAGUGAUGUCCCUUGUUCAAUAUGUUCGACAAAGUAUCUCGUUUAGCAUGGCGUUUAGGAUGGUUAGGCCCAAAAAAGUUUUUUAUUUUAAAAGAUAGAGAGGGUAAAGGAUUGAAGGUUAUUGAGUUCAUGUGGGUCAACCUUUCCAUAUUCUUUCAUCCCGUUUGACCCCAUUCAAUGAUGAGCACGCUGGGGCCAGAGUAGCAAGACUCAUUUCGAUGUCAUGCAAUGCCUUCAAAAACCAGCGAUAAAUGAAAUCUUCUCACCUCUGAAGAAUGGUGCCAUUUCACCAAAUUGCGCUUGUUCCUCAGCACACCCAUCGCAGUGGCUAACAUAAUUUAUCGAAAUAGAUCUAUACAACUCGAGGCUUUUCUGGUAAACAUUAG